AUGUCUGUUCAGAUCGUUCAACGAUCGAGCACAACACUACAACAUGUGAAUACCCCAACCACCAAGCAGAUCAGAUGGGGAGUUCUCUCGUCAUCCCAUCUUUUUGCUACCGUCAUUAUGCCUUAUCUCGAUUCAUCUUAUUUCACCGUAUGUUUUCAAUUCUGCGUCGAUUCUAUGGAUGUUGCUGACUUCGCGAUUAGCAAAAUGCCAAAAGUCGCCCCACGUCCCACUGAGAAGCAGUCCAAGGAUAUCGAGUUCACCUAUCAAGGUCGAACCAUUGUAGUCACCAUCAGCACCAACGAUCCGUCCGAAAGGAUUUACCGUGAAAUCCAAAAGACAGUCCACCCGGGAGAGCCCUCGAAGCGCAUUGUCAUCUUGGAUAAAAAUGACACAAAAAUGAACCUUCACUACUAUGAUCUCAAGAAGGGUGAUGCAUUCUCACCAAGAGAGAUGACUGCUGCUGGUCUGGCCCCCACUGUCAAGGAGGCGUUAGCGAACAAUCUAAGGCCACUACGACCCGAAGACUGGUCCGUGAAGUUCACUCGGGCGCUCUUCCACCUCAGCAAGAACUACCCCGGCAAAGAAGGUCACCGAGCCGCGGUCGAAAAGCUCGUCCAGAUGGCCGAGCAGCGCCAUAGGACGAAGGGAUUGGAAAAUCGGUUUCUGUGCGGAAUCACCCCAUGGGACAUUCGAAAAGUCACGGAAUUGAGGAUUGCUGAGCUCGCAGAGGAGUCUGGAGACGUGAAUACGUUUACAGGUGGUUUGGGGGAUGCCAUCAAUGAAGUUGAAGCCGAAUCAGAUGAGCAUACGGCGGAGGAAGUGGGAAAUCAACCGACAGCAGUAGGCCAGCACAUGAACUUGGUGGUGCUUGGUGGUAGGCCUCAGAAUUAG
This is a messenger RNA of Aaosphaeria arxii CBS 175.79, 891 nucleotides long. RefSeq lists its product as uncharacterized. The record is from RefSeq and is a predicted model, not a curated record. Lineage: Eukaryota; Fungi; Ascomycota; Dothideomycetes; Pleosporales. The coding region runs from base 1 to 891 and encodes 296 amino acids. The transcript is spliced from 3 exons.